AUGUCUCUUUAGGCAUAGAUGUUUUUAAGUAGAUUUAUAUUAUACAAGAGACAUGACUGAGCUUCUAGAACAGGAAAAAUUACUGGAUAACUGAAUACUUACACAGUGUAUAUAAUAUGUAAAUAUAAUCCUCAUAAACUUGUGUUCCACAGCCGCUCCUCAGCCAGGGCAGGUCAUAUACUCCUAAUCACUAAUACCUGUAAUGUUGCUUAAAAUAAUCCCAAAAUUAUUCCCAGCAAGAUCCAUGUACAAAUCAAAGUUGUGUAUUAUGUCCAGGGUUUACUGGGGCAUCUUCACACAGCAUGGACUCAUGAAACAUUGGACUCUCUCUCUCUCUCUAUGGAGGACUGAGGGCAGACAUAUUUUCUGUCACUGGUGUCAUUGUCUCCACCCACUGUGACAGAAGACACGCCGCCUCAGAUGGUUUAUGUAAAAAGGUGAAUAAACACAGAAGGUCCCCAAGUGUAGUUGUAGUACAGAGGAAGUGGAGGACCGGAAGCGCUACUCUGAUAAGAUAAGGAGCAGAGGCUGGAGCCACAGCUGUAGAGGCAAUACACAGGAACAAGUAAUGGGUAAGGGACAGAUAAUUUGCGGUAUCGACGUCCUACUUCCGCCUCCAAUUUGCGUUUGUGUGCAAGUGUUGAAGCCAUUUUGCUCUGAGUUGUCACGUGACACUGACACGCUGGGAACUGGAUAGCGUAAAACUACGUGUCCCGGCGUGCACCUCCUGCAGGAAAUUAAUCACGUGCAUAUUCAGAGCCAAUCAGUGCAGCGCCUACAAUAAAAUGUGGAUGAAUACACUUGCAAACCAGGGAUAUACAAGCGGCUGCCCUCCAGCUAUUCACCGGCUCUCCUGAGAGUUGUAGCUUAGUCCAACUUUGAGGCGGGGCAGGUUGUGCUUUGAGAGUUAUUGUAACCUACACAUGUACUCCAGGGGAAUUCACGCUACGACAGAACGCGUGCCCUGAUUGGCCCUCCCACGUCACGUGGCAGCCCGUAUUUCCUGUUACCAAUGCACGCUGGGAAUUGUAGGAGAUCGCUUUAUGAGCCAUCGAUAGGAUUAUAUCUAUGGGAAGAAGAUUACUGGUCCGUUGAAUUCUGGGACUUUUGGUGGAACUACAAGCGAUUGAGUUUUGUAAGCUUAGCUCUCUGCGCUGGUGAAGCGUCACGAGGGGAUCAGGAGCGAAUCAGUGCAAUGGUUGUACUUGGCGUGGAGGCGGGACUUCCGGGUGAGACUAUGCUGAUUGCGGAAGUGAUGUUCCAGGAUGGUUUGUGCAUUAUAUUUCGUGGCCAGUGGUGGAGGCGAGACUGAUACAUAUGUUACCGCAGAGCGGAUUGUCAGUCUGAUUGUAUCAAGCAGCGUCUUGGGCAGUUAGGGAGCCGCAGCCUACAUUAUGGGGUGUCAGUAAUAUCCACUUCAUUGGGACAACAAGCUUCUCAGGUCAGUCCCUCCCACGAGGAGCCAAUGGGAAUGUGGGAGGAAGCGAGUGACACAGGGAUGAAGGGGAAGAAGAAGGAUAAAAAUGAGCGGAACAAGAGAAUCCUGAAUCUGACACUGGAGAUGAUCUAUCUGCUGACUGGAGAGGAGUGGGUUCGUUUCAAUAAAGACCAUUCUCUCAUCACAGAAGGGAUAAAGGAGGAGUCCCAGCAGCUCCAGCCACAGGACUGUGAAUAUGAAGAUAAGAGAGAUAUUACAGCUGAUCUGGGAGGAACAUUAUGUUAUAAUAAUGAGACAAGCAAGAUUGGGGCUGAAGGAGCACAUUUUUUUGCUGACGGAAAUGUGGAACAGCCUCCAACAGUCAGUGAUAUAAAAGAGGAACCUGUUUCAUUGGAAGAGAGAAACCAAUCAGAUUGCAGCAUUAAUCCACAUACAGAACAGAUACAGGGAACAGAUACAACUACUCCUAUAAUGGGAUGCAGCCUGAAAAACAGCUUGUCAGCUAAUUAUAUAUUAGACAAUAUUAAAGAGGAAGCCGAUACAAGUGAAAUAAGCAUCUUGCUAUGUAAUUCUGCCUCAAAUUCGGUUAAAAUAGAAGUGGUUUCUCAUGAAGAGGGAAACCAAUCAGAUUGCAGCAUUAAUCCACUUACAGAACAAACACAGGGAACAGAUACACCUACUCCUAUCAUGGGAUGCAGAAUGAAUAACAGCUUGUCAGGUGAUAUAAAAGAGGAGGUGACUUUGUGUGCAGAGGGAAACCAAUCAGAUUGCAGCUUUAAUCCACUUACAGAACAGAUACAGGGAACAGAUACUGCUGCUCCUGUCCUAAAUAACAGUUCAUCAGAUCACAUUGCAGGUGCCAUUAAAGAGGAAGAAUCAGACCUUUCUGAUUUGACAAUAAUUACAGUUUCGGAACCGACCCCGAUCACGGGCUGUAGCUUAUCAACUGAUUACAGAACAAACAGUAAGAAACUGAGGGCAAGGAAGCAUCCAGAUGAAAAGAGGAAUAAUGCAGCUAGCAAGCAGACAUGUACAGAUCGUAUAUGUGAACACGGUGUACAGGGGAAGUGCAACAACGCUACUUGCUACAAAGGAUUUCAUCGAAAAGAGGUUAAUUUAAGGCAACGUAAAAAUCGCACAGGACUGAUAUCAAUUCCUGUGCCGGACUACAGAGAGAAUUUUGAUGGACAACAGCGGACUCAUACUGAAGACACCCCACACUCAUGUUCUGAAUGUGGCAAGUGUUUUAAGCAGAUUUCAAGCCUCAUUGUCCAUCAGAAAACGCACUCGGAAGAAAGUAAGUUCUCUUGUUCUGAAUGUGGGAAAUGUUUCCCACGUCUCUUACUCCUUAAUAUGCAUCACAAGUCCCACAAACGAGUGAAACCAUAUCUCUGUUAUAAAUGUGGCAAAUGUUAUUUACAGCUUUCCGACCUUAAUGCACACCAGUGCAGUCACAGAGGGGAGAAACCAUUCCCUUGCUCUGUCUGUGGCAAAUGUUUUACCCAGAGCUCGGAGCUGAACUUACAUCAGAAACUCCACAGCGAGGAUAAAGCCUUUACUUGCUCCGAGUGCGGGAAGUGUUUCUCACGUCUCUCCUCCCUCACUGUGCACCAGAUCAGUCACACAGGGGACCAACCACUUUCUUGUUCCAAAUGUGGGAAGUGUUUCACGUAUCGAUCACAACUCAUUGUGCACCAGAGGAGCCAUAUUGGAAUAAAACCCUACUCUUGCUCUGAGUGUGGCAAAGGCUUCACACAGCUCGCACACCUCAAUGCACAUUACAGAGUUCACCAGUCAUAGUUGUUGUUUUUUUAGUUGAGUUCAAGCACUGGAAUGUCUGGAGUGUCAAAGUUUCCUUUGUAGAAGAGUGUUAGGAGAUUGUGUCAUUUUAUUGUUUAGAACUGUGUUCUUUAUAUUUGUUAUAGCACAUGGCAGUUGGGAGACUCAUGUGCACUUACAGCAAAGAACUUAAACUAAGACACCGAUACCUUUCUUUGUUUUGAUCUCAAAACUGCAAAGUUCACGUAAUUGUGUAGGCAAUGUAGAAUUUCAAUUUGGGCAUAUACUUUAUAACAGGCUCCCCAUAGAUCAUGAGUGAAGUUGUCUCUUCUUGUUACAAACUAUUGGUGGGUGUAUCCAAAUGGUCCUUAUCCAGAAGCCGAGUUGGAUACCGGAAGCCAAUCACAGCAAUGUCCUCUCACAGGUCUGCCUAACUGUUUGCUGCCCACCAAUAAGAUGGGGCAUCUCAAUCCUGCACCAUCUAUUAUUUAUUAAUUUAUUUCACAGAGUCACAACAAAGAAAUCUUGAGUUUUUAUAGGAGUUCCUAGCGGGAGAGCGUAGAGAGAUCGUUCCACAGCAAAGAAAAACAAAAAAACUGCUCUUACAGCCAAACAGGUGGAUCUGCCCUCAAGGCCAGGGUACCAGUGACCAAGGCUAUCUUGAGAACAGAAUCCAUCCAAGUUAGGGGGUUCCUGGGGGAAGCUGCAUACACAUAAAUAUAUCUCUGUCAGCAGCAAAGGGUAGAGAAUCCUUGUGAGAGUUCCCAUCUCCUUGUGCCCCACAGUACUUAAGAAUUUUUGAGCCAUUGAUGCAAUUGUAUGUGUUUAUCUGUCAUUUUGCAUCUGUGUAUCUGAUUAGUGAUGGGUCACAAAGGGCCAGUAGAAAAUAACAGGCAUAUAAAUUGAGAAUUGUGCCAUACUGGCAAUCUAGAUUACUAAUUAUCACAUGGGGGGGGUGCCAUGUGAUCAGUACUGUAGGGGAGGUAUUCUCCUAGAAAUUCCAGCAAAAUAUAGUUCCAGUACUAGAGAACUAAAUCAGGCCAUACCCAUAUUAAACUAUGGCUUCUGUUAGCGUGGGAAACAAAGUCCGCUAAACUACAGAAGUAUCUCAAUGGUGCUAAGUUAUUGGCUGUGGCCUGGAAAAGGCCAUUCCAGAAAAUUGCAUAACAGUCUUAGCUCUUGCAGGAAAACAAAUCUGUGCCUUGGGCACGCGUUUCUGAGGCCAGUAUCACGAGUGCCACUUUCAGUGGUCAGAGAAGAUUGUGUAUCUAAAGCGUUAAUCUGCAGUGCUGGAAGAUGAACCACCAAGGCAGUAUCCAGCCACAUGUGAGAUUGGAGUGGGGGUGCUCUCAUGCCAAUGUCUCCAUAUACAUCUGCAGCGACCAAAUGUGUAAUUGCAACUUAUAUAGAAAUUCUUUGUCCUAAUGGCUCACAGUUGAGUACAUAUUUAUGGAUGUUUUGGCCAGAGGCAGUUUUUGCAACAUGAACCUUGUGAAAAAAAUAAGAUCUUUUUUUUUUUUUUAUUAUGUAAAAAUAAAUGAUGAAGUAAAUAUG
Xenopus laevis (African clawed frog) is the source of this 4771-nucleotide messenger RNA. RefSeq names its product oocyte zinc finger protein XlCOF7.1-like. The transcript is spliced from 4 exons. NCBI's taxonomy places the organism in Eukaryota, Metazoa, Chordata, Amphibia, Anura, Pipidae. The record is from RefSeq and is a predicted model, not a curated record. The coding region runs from base 1466 to 3238 and encodes 590 amino acids.